UUCAUUACUUUUUUUCGCCGAAAGAUGGCUACUGCUGGUACAAGCAGUGGAAUUAUUAAACAAGGAUCAGCAUGGUUUCAACGAAAAGUAAAUUUACGGCCUGUCCACAGAGGAUGUCAUCUAGUAACGGAUGAACUAUUAAAACAAAUUCCAGAAGUAUCUCAGUUUUCUGUUGGCCUUUUUCAUGUUCAGAUUAUGCAUACAUCAGCAAGUUUGGCAUUGAAUGAGAAUUGGGACCCACAUGUUCGGGCAGACAUGGAGAUGUUUUUAACACAACUUGUACCUGAAUCUACACCUUUUAAACAUUCCUGUGAAGGUCCUGAUGACAUGCCUGCUCAUAUAAAAGCAUGUUUCUUGGGCUCUAGUUUAACAAUACCGAUUACUGAUGGGCAGUUAAAUCUUGGCACAUGGCAAGGUAUUUGGUUAUGUGAACAUAGAAACAGAGCAGGUUCACGCAAAGUUAUUGUUACAAUCAAUGGUGUACUGCAGGAAUAAAAAAAAAAAUUCAGUUGAUGUUUGUGUAUUCCAAUAUCGGAAACAUGGGAUUUUCCUGGAAGUGAAUGAUGUUAUUUUGUUUGCUAAGCUAUCAACUCUUUUUUAUAAAAGUUAAUUAUACUCUCCAUUUAUAAUUGUACAAAUAGAUUAUUUGUACAGUAUUUUGCUACAUAAAAAUGAAAGCAUCUUCCUAUAUAAAUGAAUACAAAUAUUGUAUUUAAUAAAUAGUUAUAGUACUUGUUUAAAUGUGCACUUAUUAAAACAUUUUAAUUGCAUUUUGCUGGAGAAGUUUGUUACAUCUGUUGAACCUAUUAUGACAUGCACAUAUCACAUUUUGUUAUCAAAGAAUUAAAUUUAUUGAUAAUUUUACAGGAAAUGUUGAAGUAAAUGAAUGUGCCAAAGAUAUUGCAUCUUCCAAAUGGUAUUGUUUCUAACUUGCUAAAUAAUUAAACUUCAAUAUAAAUUCCCUUAAUUUUUAUUUUUUUAGUUUUGAUAUUUUGAAAAUGAACCAGUGCAUUAAAAUUUUUGUUUUAUUCAUAUAUCAUUUUGUAGAAAAAUGAGUGACAUGUGAUAACAUAUGAUGGUUUUAGUAUAUAAAAAAAUUAAUAUUAUUUAAUGGGAAAAAAAGUGGAUUUUCAAAUAAUCUGAAAUUAUUUUUAAUUUUUAACUUCAGUGAAAAGCACUCAAUGUAAUUGGUUGCUUUUAAAUUGCAUGGGAUGAAAUUUUUUUUGUUUAGUUCUUGUAAUUCAUACUUGUUAAUUUUUAAUGUAUCACUCAUGUCUAAUUAUGUUGCCAUUUGAUUUACUAUAAUGUUCUACUUUUAGUAUUGAUUUUUUGACAAAACGUCUGAUUGUUAUGAAAGUUAUUCUUAUAUCUAAAACGAUCUGCACUAUGUUCAUUUCUCAACUACUUUAUAGUAAAUGUGUUUUAUUUCAUAUUUAAACAAGCAAUAAU
Messenger RNA from Argiope bruennichi, 1449 nucleotides. Its product is annotated as UPF0047 protein YjbQ-like. The record is from RefSeq and is a predicted model, not a curated record. NCBI's taxonomy places the organism in Eukaryota, Metazoa, Arthropoda, Arachnida, Araneae, Araneidae. The coding region runs from base 25 to 495 and encodes 156 amino acids. The transcript has 7 exons.